Messenger RNA from Rubroshorea leprosula, 2541 nucleotides. NCBI's taxonomy places the organism in Eukaryota, Viridiplantae, Streptophyta, Magnoliopsida, Malvales, Dipterocarpaceae. The record is from the annotation of a GenBank genome assembly.
AAAAUAGAAGAAAUGAAGAAUGGAAAAGGAUGGAGGAGAGCAGGUAAAUAGUCUUUUUGAGGGGCAUAAUUUUUCCCCCUAUCUUCAACCUCACAGACGAUCAUCAACCGGGAUUCCAAAAUCAACACCCUUUCUUUUUAAUCAUCGUGAUUUUCGCCUUUCCACAAACGAUUUCUGCAAAUCCAACGUCUCCAAACUUUUCCCUUUCCCGUGUGCUGUUAAACUCUGUAUGAUUCCCCCCACUCUCUUGCCGUCGUCUCUCCGUGUCACAGCAGCAUCUUCUCCUUUGUUUCUGCCUCUCUCUGAAAAUCCUACUUCAUUCUCUUCUUUUAUAGUUUUCUCGCCGUAGAUCUCUCUGCUGUGUCUCUUCUUCUCUGCUGCUAUCAGAUCCGGGGGGGAGGGGGAGGGGGGAGAGGAGGUCCUGCGCUGUCAGAUGUUUCGGCUUUGACUUGUUGUUGUGAUUGGGUGCGGCUCCGGUGCUGGGUGUUACGAUGGGACAGUGUUAUGGCAAGGCUAAUCUGAGGACUGUGGAUGAUGGAACGGAGUCUAAUGUAUCUAACUUGGUGGUUUCUGUUGAUCAGGAGCGGGUUCAGCUACCUCCGGGAACUCCGGGUAAUGGAGCUGUUGGAUUACCGUCGGUGAAGAAUACACCGGGUAGGUCUUCUGAUCCGAGUCCUUGGCCUAGUCCAUACCCUCGUGGUGCGGCGGCUAGUCCGUUGCCGGCGGGAGUUUCGCCUUCUCCGGCCAGGGCGUCUACUCCGAGGAGGUUUUUUAGACGGCCAUUCCCUCCGCCGUCUCCGGCGAAGCAUAUAAAGGAGUCGUUAGCGAAGCGGCUUGGAGCUAAGCCUAAGGAGAGGCCAAUCCCGGAGGAGCACGGGGCUGAGCCGGAGCAGGCGCUGGACAAGAGCUUCGGAUACAAUAAGAAUUUUGGCGCCAAGUACGAGCUUGGGAAGGAGAUUGGGAGGGGGCAUUUUGGUCAUACUUGCUCUGCCAGAGGCAAGAAGGGUGAGCUUAAGGACCGUCCUGUUGCUGUGAAGAUCAUCUCCAAAGCUAAGAUGACCACAGCUAUAGCAAUUGAAGAUGUUCGUAGGGAGGUGAAAAUAUUGAGAGCACUAUCAGGGCAUAAGCAUCUGGUUAAAUUUUAUGACGCAUGUGAGGACGCCAAUAAUGUGUACAUAAUUAUGGAAUUGUGUGAGGGUGGGGAGCUGUUAGACAGGAUUUUAGCAAGAGGAGGAAGGUACACAGAAGAAGAUGCAAAAGCUAUAGUUGUACAAAUUCUAAGUGUGGUUUCAUUUUGUCAUCUUCAAGGUGUUGUGCAUCGGGAUUUAAAGCCAGAGAAUUUCCUUUUUACUACUGGUGGUGAAGAUGCUGAUAUGAAGCUUAUUGAUUUUGGUCUUUCUGACCUCAUUAGACCAGAUGACCGACUCAAUGAUAUUGUUGGAAGUGCUUACUAUGUUGCCCCGGAGGUCCUGCAUAGAUCUUACAGUCUGGAAGCAGAUAUAUGGAGCAUUGGUGUCAUCUGCUAUAUCUUGUUAUGUGGAAGUCGGCCUUUCUGGGCACGAACAGAAUCUGGAAUUUUCCGUGCUGUGCUAAGAUCUGAUCCCAAUUUUGAUGAUCUACCUUGGCCUUCUGUCACUCCAGAGGCCAAGGACUUUGUGAAGAGACUCCUAAACAAGGACUACAGAAAAAGAAUGACUGCUGUUCAAGCUCUAACUCACCCGUGGUUGCGGGAUGACAGUCGUCAAAUUCCUUUGGAUAUAUUGAUAUAUAAGUUAGUUAAGUCAUACCUCCAUGCAACACCAUUCAAACGGGCAGCCCUAAAGGCUCUCUCAAAAGCCUUGACUGAGGAUGAGCUGGUUUAUCUAAGGGAACAGUUCAGACUGUUGGAACCAAAUAGAGAUGGGACAGUUUCUCUUGAUAAUUUUAGAAAGGCUAUUGUGAAAAAUGCUACCGAUGCCAUGAUGGAAUCAAGGGGUCCUGAUGUUCUCAAUGCGAUGGAAUCAUUGGCUUAUAGGAAGAUGUCCUAUGAAGAGUUUUGUGCAGCUGCAAUUAGCACACAUCAAUUGGAGGCUCUUGAAGAGUGGGAGCAGAUUGCCUCCACUGCUUUCGAGCAUUUUGAACAGGAAGGCAAUCGAUUUAUCUCAAUAGAAGAGUUGGCACGGGAGUUGAAUGUUGGCCCUUCAGCUUAUACGUUACUCAGGGAUUGGAUCAGAAAUUCUGAUGGAAAGCUAAGUUUACUAGGAUAUACAAAAUUCUUACAUGGUGUGACGCUUCGUAGCUCAAAUACAAGACAUCGUUAGCCUUGAUAUAUGGUUUCCCAAAAUUUCAUGGGUAAUUGGAAGAGAUUGUGAUUUUUUCCUCAUUUUUUUUUAACUGAUUUUUAUCCCAGGGGUGGGGUACAGAAAAUUGUGCAUAGAUGAAUGUGUUAGAGAUAUUCUUCAGGAAAAUUUACAGUAAAAAUUUCUCAGUGCGCACAUCCCAGUUGUGUCUCAUUGUCAUUGGAUUUGAGCUCAAUUGCUAAGAUAAAAAAAAGGGUUUGUU